AUGGCCUUUCAGUCUGUGCUCUUUGUUUUCUUAGCUGGACUGGUAUUUUUCUCUGAAGCUGCACCACUGGUUUCCCAUGGCUCUGUUGAUUCCAAAUGCCCUCUUAUGGUGAAAGUGCUGGAUGCAGUCAGAGGAAGCCCUGCAUCUGAUGUAACUGUUAAAGUUUUUAAACAGGCUGAAGAUGGAAGCUGGCAGGACUUUGCUGUUGGGAAAACCACAGAGUAUGGGGAGAUUCAUGAGCUCACGACAGAAGAACAGUUUGUAGAGGGAAAAUACAUGGUGAAGUUUGAAACCAGCUCUUACUGGAAGGCACUUGGGCUUUCUGCAUUCCAUGAAUACGCUGAUGUGGUGUUCACUGCUAACGAUUCCGGUCACCGCCACUACACCAUUGCUGCUCUCCUCAGCCCUUUCUCCUACUCAACCACUGCUGUUGUCACUGAUCCCCAGGAAUAA
Molecule: messenger RNA, 453 nt
Organism: Cinclus cinclus
Lineage: Eukaryota; Metazoa; Chordata; Aves; Passeriformes; Cinclidae
Product: transthyretin
Exons: 4
Coding region: 1-453 (150 amino acids)
Biological process (GO): purine nucleobase metabolic process
Molecular function (GO): thyroid hormone binding
Source: RefSeq, a predicted model, not a curated record